AUGGAUUCUCUCAUUGCAGCAAACUCCAAAUUUUGCUUUGAUCUUUUUCAAGAGAUAAGCAAAAAUGAUGGUGCUAAAAACAUCUUCUUCUGUCCUCUGAGCCUCUCAGCUGCCCUUGGCAUGGUCCGCCUGGGGGCCAGAAGUGACAGUGCACAUCAGAUCGACCAGGUACUCCACUUCGACGAGUUAUCCCAGGAGAAAAGCGCAGCGCCCGACCCCUGUCUGAAGUACAGAGAGCGCCGGGUGCUGGCCGACAGCUCCCUGGAAGGGCAGAAAGGAGGGACCAAGUCUCCGAGUCCGCAGGCGGAGUCUUCAAAGGAGCAGAAUGAACUUCUCAGCUGCUACUUUGGGCAGCUUCUCUCCAAACUAGAUAGGAUCAAAGCCGAUUACACCCUGAGUAUUGCGAACAGGCUUUACGGAGAGCAGGAAUUUCCAAUCUGUCCGGAGUACUUAGAUGGCGUGAUUCAAUUUUAUCACACAACGAUCGAAAGUGUUGACUUCCGGAAAGACACUGAAAGGUCUAGACAGAAGAUUAACUUCUGGGUUGAGUCUCAAUCCCAAGGUAAAAUCAAAGAACUCUUCAGCAAGGACACCAUUAACAACGGGACGGUGCUCGUGCUGGUGAACGCUGUUUACUUCAAGGCCAAGUGGGAAAAUUACUUUGACGUUAAAAACACGGUGGACGCACCUUUCUCUCUAAGUGAGAAUGAAAAGAAGACUGUGAAGAUGAUGUAUCAGGUGGGUAUGUUCAGAAUAGGCUUCAUCGAGGAGGUGAAGGCACAGAUCCUUGAGUUGCCGUACACCAAGGGCAAGCUCAGCAUGUUUGUCCUGCUGCCGCCUGACUCUGCUGAUAAUCUAAAGUGCCUGCAGGAGCUUGAAAGGAAUAUCACCUAUGAAAAAAUAGUGGCCUGGAGCAGUUCAGAAAAUAUGCCAGAAAAAGAAGUAGCUGUCUCCUUUCCCCAGUUCACCCUGGAAGAUAGCUACGAUCUCAAUUCUAUCCUCCAAGACAUGGGCAUCACGGAUGUCUUUGAUGAAAAGAAGGCUGAUCUUACUGGAAUCUCUCCAAAUCCCAGUUUGUACCUAUCAAAAGUUGUCCAUAAAACCUUUGUGGAAGUGGAUGAAAAUGGCACCCAGGCCGUCGGAGCCAGUGGGGCCUCUGGCAGCGUAAUGUCUGCACCAUCCUGGGAGACCUUCAAUGCCGAUCACCCUUUUCUCUUUUUCAUCAGACACAACAAAAACCAAACCAUUUUCUUCUAUGGCAGGGUCUGCUCUCCUUGAAAGGAGCACAGUGUGUGGUACCUGGGAGCUGGAAGAAAAUGUCAAUGCAGUCUUACCCUGGCAUAACGUGGGCUUUUGAGUUUUGGCUACUAUCUAAAACAGAUGGAAUUUCAUCACAGUGCCACGCUCCCUUCCUCCAGCCAUUGGUCUGGGCUUGUCCUGCUCUCUGUCUCAUCCUGUAGUUGAUUUUCAUCUAAAUCCCUUAGUACUGAAGGACCCUUGCUGCCUCCCUCACCUCUCACCACCCUGAACUUUCAAGCAUAUAAAAAAAUUCUCCCUGUGUGACC
Molecule: messenger RNA, 1565 nt
Organism: Miniopterus natalensis
Lineage: Eukaryota; Metazoa; Chordata; Mammalia; Chiroptera; Miniopteridae
Gene: SERPINB12
Product: serpin family B member 12
Biological process (GO): negative regulation of endopeptidase activity
Molecular function (GO): serine-type endopeptidase inhibitor activity
Source: RefSeq, a predicted model, not a curated record